Messenger RNA from Diaporthe batatas, 830 nucleotides. RefSeq lists its product as uncharacterized. Bases 48 to 830 code for a protein of 260 amino acids. The transcript is spliced from 2 exons. The record is from RefSeq and is a predicted model, not a curated record. NCBI's taxonomy places the organism in Eukaryota, Fungi, Ascomycota, Sordariomycetes, Diaporthales, Diaporthaceae.
AUCAAUACCUCCAAGGUCGACUGCUUCUCCCAACACUUUCUUUCGCCAUGUCCUCCAAAUCCACUCCUGUUAUCCUUCUUGUCCCUGGCGCAUUUGGUUCCCCUGAUGUGUAUGGCCCUCUGCUGCCGUUCCUAAAGGAUGCCGGGUUCGCCACUCAUCCUGGCCCCUAUCCGAGCUCAAACCCCGCGGACCCUUCUGCAGCAACAUGUACAGGUGAUAUCACAUCUUUACGUGACGGCAUUCUUCGUCCCCUUGUUGAAGAGCAGCAAAAGGAUGUCGUCAUCCUCGCACAUUCAUAUGGUGCGAUUGUUGCCAGUGGCGCUGCGAAGGGCCUCGACAAGAAGACUCGCAGCAGCCGGGGCCAGGUCGGCGGUGUAAUUGGGCUCAUAUACGUUGCCGGAAACAUUGUUCUGGACAACGAAUCUCUUGGCGAGUCUCUAGGGGGAGCCAGUCCCCCCUUCAUCAAGCUUGAUAAGCCAUCCGAUGGCCUCGCUUUGAUCGAACCGGCCACGGAUAUCUUGUACAACGACUGCGACCCAGGACGUGCAGCGGAAUUGAGCAACACACUCAUCCCUCAUGCGUACUCUGCCUUCCAAACCAGAUCCACUGCCCCAGCAUGGGCAGAUACUGCAUUUGAUGGGAGAAGAGCAUACGUGCGUACUCUGGACGAUUGUUGCAACCCUGUCUUCGUGCAGGACUUAUGGCUUGAGAAGACAAAGGUACACUGGGAUGUAGUCGAUCUGAAAACCGGCCACAUGCCGUUUGUCAGUCAACCUGAGGCGCUUGCUACCGAGGUAAUCAAGUUUGCCAAAGGCUUUGUGUCGCUCUGA